Rubroshorea leprosula is the source of this 2218-nucleotide messenger RNA. The record is from the annotation of a GenBank genome assembly. NCBI's taxonomy places the organism in Eukaryota, Viridiplantae, Streptophyta, Magnoliopsida, Malvales, Dipterocarpaceae.
AUAAUUCUAGGGUUUCUACCAUACCUCCCUCUCUGGAUUCCGGUCACCGGAGCAAUGGGCCGUUCAAGGGGGCUUUCUCGUUCUACCACCGACGACGAUCUCAACCACAGAUCGAAAAGGAAAAGAGCAGCACCCGGUGUUGAAAAUCUGGAGAUUGGUGUUGCAGAGCAAAUACUGGGUGAAGCGAAAGGUGGACUUUACCACUGCAAUUAUUGCAACAAGGACAUUUCGGCGGUGGUUCGUAUCAAAUGUGCUGUGUGUCCAGAUUUUGACCUUUGUGUGGAGUGCUUCUCUGUUGGAGCUGAAGUUAAUCCUCACAAGUGCAACCAUCCAUACAGAGUUAUGGAUAACUUGUCUUUCCCGCUUCUUUGUCCAGACUGGAAUGCAGAUGAAGAGAUAUUACUUCUUGAGGGCAUUGAAAUGUAUGGAUUUGGGAACUGGACUGAAGUUGCUGAACAUGUUGGAACCAAGAACAAGUCACAAUGUAUUGAUCACUACAAUGCCAUAUACAUGAACUCUCCAUGCUUUCCUCUCGCAGACAUGUCUCAUGUUAUGGGAAAGAGCAGGGAGGAGCUCCUUGCUAUGGCCAAAGGGCAUGAUGAAGUCAAGAAAGAAUUGCCUAUGCUUCCUGAGGUUACGGUGAAAGAAGAGUCUCCUAUCUCUGCAAAAAUCAAAUAUGAAGCACAAAGAAAAGACGACCCUGCUUGUCAUUCUUCAUCUAGCUUUUCUGAAGAAGUAGGCCCUCAAGUUAGUUCAAGCAUUGGUAAGACAUUCUCGAGUGCAGUUAAGAGGGCCUCACAUAUGAACCAGAUUAAUGAUUGUAUUAAAGUGGAAGAAUGUCAAUCAGACAGGAGGAUUGGAGAGAAAAAACCUAGAGUUUCCAUGGAUGAGGGACCUUCCAUUACUGAGUUGAGUGGCUACAAUUUCAAGAGGCAGGAAUUUGAUAUUGAAUAUGAUAAUGAUGCCGAACAGUUAUUAGCAGACAUGGAAUUCAAGGAUGCAGACACAGAUGCAGAACAUCAACUGAAAUUGCAUGUGCUACGUAUCUACUCAAAAAGGCUGGAUGAAAGGAAGCGUAGGAAGGACUUUAUACUAGAAAGAAAUUUACUUUAUCCUGACCCUUUUGAGAAGAACCUCUCAUCAGAAGAGAGGGAAAUAUAUCAGCGGUUAAAGGUUUUUAUGCGAUUCCACUCAAAAGAAGAGCAUGAGGAGUUACUUAAAAGUGUUAUAGAGGAACAUCGGAUUGCCAAAAGAAUACAAGAUCUUCAGGAAGCACGUGCUGCUGGUUGCCGAACAGCUGUUGAAGCAAGUAAAUUUAUUGAACAAAAGAGGAAGAAGGAAGCUGAAGAGAAUGCCCUGAGAUUGAAGGAAAGCACACAGACUGGUCCUGCUGGGAAAGGACCAUUACAUGGUGGCCCUCAAGGCUUUGUUCAAGGUUCCACUGGCCUGCAGCCCUUUAGUAGGGAUUCUUCAAAUGCAGCUGAACAAGUGAUCCUAAACUCAAUAGAUGAUUGGGAUAUCACUGAAUUCAUAGGCGCUGAUCUAUUGUCUGAGACUGAGAAACAGCUUUGUGGGGAGCUAAGAAUACUCCCUUCACAUUAUCUCAGGAUGUUGCAGAUCUUAUCAAUGGAGAUAUUGAAGGGCAAUAUUAGCAAGAAAUCAGAUGCUCACAGCCUCUUCAAAGUGGAACCAAGUAAGGUAGAUAGAGUCUAUGACAUGUUGGUUCAGAAGGGGGUUGCUCAAAGGUGAUCAAAUUCCCCAACCUCCAGUUUUGUACUUCAUCAAUGUACAAAUCAUGAAAGGUGAAAAUAUUAUUAUAACUGAUGCAGUAGAAGGUAUUAGUUGUAUUUACUUACAGUUUUAUAUGAUUUAAUUUCUAAAUCUAUUAACAUUUAUCUUCUAUCGUCACAUCAUGGAGCAUGGGAUUGGGGCCUAUAUAGAAAGCUGGGUAGAAUGGAUAGAGAUUGCUGCUUGAGAUGGCAUAAUGGUUCUCAUGGGUCCGUCCACCGGGAGGCAGAUACAUAUAUAGUUCCAAUGUUCCUUGAUACGAAGGAGAAGCAGCAUGGUCUAAGUUUUAACGUGAGCUAGCUAGAGCAUAACCAUUAUGGAGGGCAUAAACCUAUUUUUAGUUUUUUACUUUAAUAAAUUUGUAGUUUUUAGCUCUUUAUCUUAUAUUAUGACACUUUUAACUUCUCAAUUAUAAAAAUUAAAAAAAAAG